AAUGCAGGGAAGAAUUAGGCUGACGAAUGUGAACUACCAAUGGUAAAGAUCUAUACAUCGUACUUUAAUGGGUGUUCCAUAAAAGUUUCAAACCGUUAGUGAUGUCAGCCAUCUUCCUGCUUAUUGGUGUAUUGCUUUCUCCUGAAUCUGGAACAAAUAUUGGUAUUACAAUAACCACAGGAUCAGUCACCAAUGAAACAAUGGACCAUCUUCCUAGAGACUGUGACCCUAAUAUUGUUGCUGCCAGGAAUAAUACAGCUAUACGAAUUGGUGUUGAUUCAACUGUGAAUCUAACCAAGGCUGUGCUCAUUUUCAUAGCAGUGGGUGUUUUUGCUUCUAUUAUUGCGUCACUUUUCCAUAUGGUCCGAAAAUACGUUUACCACGACGCUGAUAAUUUGGACACCACUUUCGAUGCUGGAGGAAAGGUAUCAGUUGGUUUGACUGCUACUACAAUUGUGUCUCAAUGGACAUGGAGCGCCACCUUACUGCAGUCUUCGACAGUUGCUAGUAAGUAUGGAAUUAGUGGACCCUACUGGUACGCAGCAGGAGCCACCAUCCAAGUUAUUCUGUUCGCCAUCUUAUCCAUCCAACUAAAGACGAGAGCUCCAGGAGCCAAAACCUUUUUACAGGUUAUCAAGGCUCGCUACGGGAAGAAGACCCACAUUACUUACUGUGUCUUUGCUGGGUUUACCAACAUCGUGGUGACGGCGUCUCUAAUGCUGGCUGGAUGUGCUGUACUACACAGUCUUGUUGAAGGCCUCAGCGUGGAGCUUGCUGUCUUGAUGUUAACUGCAGUCAUAGGAGGCUACACUCUGAUUGGUGGGCUUGGAGCUACGUUUUAUGUUUCCUACUUCAACACCACGAUCAUCUUCAUUAUAUUAAUCAUGCUGGUUGUGGAGAUCUACUACAACCCCCUAGGACAUGAAGAAAACCUGUUUGGAAGUUCUGACAAUAUGUACCAGUAUCUGGUGUGUUCUGUUGGUCCAGAAGGAAACGAAGGCAGAAGUUAUCUAACUUUCCUCUCCAGUGGUGGCUUAUUCUUUGGGAUCAUCAACAUCGUGGGAAACUUUGGUACCGUUUUCUGUGACCAGUCUUAUUGGCAGAGUAGCGUGGCUGCUAAACCUCUCCAGGGCGUAUGGGGAUUUAUCCUCGGAGGACUGACCUGGUUCGCUAUCCCUUUCUCCUUAGCUACGACCCUAGGCCUAGCCUACUUAGCGUUGAGUAGCAGUCAGGGUCAACCUCUGCUGGGGCCUGAAGAUGUAGAUAAAGGUUUAGUGGUACCUGUUGUAGCACAGACUGUUCUAGGUUCAUCUGGAGAAUACGCUAUGAUCUUCCUAAUCCUGAUGGCCGUUAUGUCCACUGGCUCAGCCGAGGUUAUAGCUGUAGCUUCUGUUGUCAUCUAUGAUGUCUAUCAAGUUUAUCUAGAACCGUUCAGAUCAGAUGUGAUGGACGAGCAGUGUAUCAUAUGUGGAAAGGUGUACAUGUCUUCUCAACCGAGUUCUAAGGUAGAAGAAUAUUGUCAGUGCAAAAGCAUGAUGUCCUGCAGUGACUGUCAAAGAGACACUUUUAAUCGUCUCCACUGUAAGUCGCUAGUGAAACCACAUUUUACCUGUCCUGUCCACAACAGAUAUAGAGAAUAUCAGGAAAAACUACUUCGCUACAAGAACUGGUGUAUCGUGUGGACAACCAUUAUGAUUAUCCCACUAUUCUUGCUCUGUUAUGCUGCCAACCUGAACCUAUCUUGGACUUAUCUCUUCAUGGGUAUCCUUAUCAGUUCAACAGUGAUCCCAAUCACUUUAUCUGUCUUGUGGUCCCGGAUGAAUGAUAAGGGAAUGAUGGUGGGGGCUAUAGGAGGAUGUAUAUCUGGUGUGGCUUCUUGGCUUGCCACUGCCUCUACCUAUUCUGGAGGUUUGGGGAAUUUUUUAUCGAAUACGGGUAAGGAUCUUCCAAUGUUGGUGGGGAACUUGAUAUCCAUUGGGAUGGGUGGCAUAUUGAGCAUUGCCGUUUCACUUGCUACAUCGAAACCUCUGUCUGAGGUAGAAGAAAAAAACAUUUGGGAGAAAACUAGGAACAUAGAUAACCCCUUAAAUCCUUGGGCUUUUAUUUACCGUGAAGAUUUAGCAAUAGAGCCUAAAGAUAAAUACCACGACCGUCCCUCUCUAGAAUCCGUAGUGCAAACCUUUAAGACAGCCAGAAGUAUCGCUUAUGUUGUAGGUUUUUUGCUGGUUCUGUUAUUUAUCUUCAUCUGGCCAGGGGCGAUGGCAGCCGUAAAACUUCUGGACUCAUCGGGUUUCCUCAUCUGGACUUCUAUAUCUCGUGGUUGGGCCUUUAUAGCGGCAGCAUUCAUUAUUAUUGUUCCAUGUGUCCAGGAAAUUAUAGCCAUUAGAAAACAGUAUCUUGAUAACCAAGUGGAACCUAACCUGAAAGAGCAAUCGUCAUCAAGCAAUGCAGUCGAAAGUACUCGUAUCUGAACCGUAUGUCAUGUCGUGUUUCUCUGCUAUGCACAACUUAAGAAUUUAAAGAAAAGGUGUAAUUUGUUGUAGAAGAACGAUUUUUAUGUGCGUGCGAAAUGUGGUUGUUUAGAAAAGUGUCAAAUAACGAAAAGAAGGAAAACCAGCAAGAGAGAACUGACUUAGGUUUGUAUCUUAAACGGGUUAUUGUUUUAGUAAUCAUAGUAGGAUGGGUGUGUCUAUGUAUACAAGAGUAAACAAAGCCGUUUUUAAAACAUGACCAAGUAUAAUCCAGAACUUUAGUAGAAUGGGUGUGUCUAUGUAUACAAGAGUAAACAAAGCCGUUUUUAAAACAUGACCAAGUAUAAUCCAGAACUUUUUAUAUAUUCACAUUUUUAAAGCAAUUUUGCUUGUUUAACUUAAAAUACUUUGAUCAAAAUAAAACAUAUUUUAACUUACCUCUUUUUAGAUAAAGAAUGUUUUGCAUUGAUAUCAAAAUAAACCAAUCACCGUUAGUAAUGUGGCACUCAGGCCCUCUCAAAUAACAGUAAGUAUAUAUAGUAUUUUCUUGACAGUUGUGUAUAAUGUUAGAAUCAUAAAUAUAUAACACACAACGUGAAAAUCGACACACAGUUCAAUACAUUUCUAGAAUGUGGACUCUACAUGUUUCGACGUUUACCACGUCACCAAAACGUGAAAAGUCGUCAGUUGUAUCUGUAAAAUACAUCAAUGUGCAUCAUAUCCUGGAAAUUUCAUUAGCAAUACUGUUUUUAUUUCAAGGCUGCUACAGCAACACUAAAUAAUUCAUUUUUUCACUUCCCAUUCUAGACAUACCUAUCUUUGUCUGCCAGUAUUCAACUCAUCAUAGAUAAACGGUUAAAAAUGAAUUUACAAAGUAAGUAAAUCAAAUCCUAGCUAUAAAAUGUUAU
Messenger RNA from Limulus polyphemus (Atlantic horseshoe crab), 3379 nucleotides. RefSeq names its product urea-proton symporter DUR3-like. Gene Ontology annotation, cellular component: plasma membrane. The record is from RefSeq and is a predicted model, not a curated record. Gene Ontology annotation, biological process: urea transmembrane transport. The transcript is spliced from 9 exons. Lineage: Eukaryota; Metazoa; Arthropoda; Merostomata; Xiphosura; Limulidae. The coding region runs from base 102 to 2471 and encodes 789 amino acids. Gene Ontology annotation, molecular function: urea transmembrane transporter activity.